Molecule: messenger RNA, 1089 nt
Organism: Pipistrellus nathusii (Nathusius's pipistrelle)
Lineage: Eukaryota; Metazoa; Chordata; Mammalia; Chiroptera; Vespertilionidae
Source: the annotation of a GenBank genome assembly
AUGGAGGACUCGGUCCAGAUUCUCCUUGUUUUCUUUGGUCCAGGUGCGGGAGAGUCUGGUAAAAGCACCAUUGUCAAGCAAAUGAGGAUUCUGCAUGUUAAUGGGUUUAAUGGAGAGGGCGGCGAAGAGGACCCGCAGGCUGCCAGGAGCAACAGCGAAGGUGAGAAGGCCACCAAGGUGCAGGACAUCAAAAACAACCUGAAGGAGGCCAUUGAAACCAUUGUGGCCGCCAUGAGCAACCUGGUGCCGCCCGUGGAGCUGGCCAACCCUGAGAACCAGUUCCGCGUGGACUACAUUCUGAGUGUGAUGAACAAGCCUGACUUUGAUUUCCCUCCCGAAUUCUACGAGCAUGCCAAGGCUCUGUGGGAGGACGAGGGCGUCCGCGCCUGCUAUGAGCGCUCCAACGAGUACCAGCUGAUUGACUGUGCCCAGUACUUCCUGGACAAGAUUGAUGUCAUCAAGCAGGACGACUAUGUCCCCAGCGACCAGGACCUGCUGCGCUGCCGUGUCCUGACUUCUGGAAUCUUUGAGACCAAGUUCCAGGUGGACAAAGUCAACUUCCACAUGUUUGACGUUGGCGGCCAGCGUGACGAGCGCCGCAAGUGGAUCCAGUGCUUCAACGAUGUGACUGCCAUCAUCUUUGUGGUGGCCAGCAGCAGCUACAACAUGGUCAUUCGUGAGGACAACCAGACCAACCGUCUGCAGGAGGCUCUGAACCUCUUCAAGAGCAUCUGGAACAACAGAUGGCUGCGCACCAUCUCUGUGAUUCUGUUCCUCAACAAGCAAGACCUGCUUGCUGAGAAAGUCCUCGCUGGAAAAUCCAAGAUUGAGGACUACUUUCCAGAAUUUGCUCGCUACACUACUCCUGAGGAUGCUACUCCCGAGCCUGGCGAGGACCCCCGCGUGACCCGGGCCAAGUACUUCAUCCGCGAUGAGUUUCUGAGAAUCAGCACUGCGAGUGGAGAUGGGCGCCACUACUGCUACCCCCACUUCACCUGCGCCGUGGACACCGAGAACAUCCGCCGCGUGUUCAACGACUGCCGCGACAUCAUCCAGCGCAUGCACCUCCGCCAGUACGAGCUGCUCUAA